AUGGCCACUCAGAUCUCAAAAAAAAGAAAAUUCGUUGCUGAUGGUGUCUUUUAUGCGGAACUCAACGAGUUUUUCACUCGUGAACUGGCCGAAGAAGGUUAUUCUGGUGUGGAGGUCCGUGUGACGCCAGCCCGCACAGAAAUUAUUAUUCGUGCGACUCACACCCAAGAGGUACUUGGUGAAAAAGGGCGCAGAAUUCGUGAGCUCACAGCUCUCAUCCAGAAACGAUUCAAAUUCCCGGAAAAUACAGUGGAAUUAUACGCCGAGAAGGUGUCAAAUCGUGGUCUUUGUGCCAUAGCUCAGUGUGAAUCGCUUCGCUAUAAAUUGUUGGCAGGUCUUGCCGUGAGGAGAGCUUGCUAUGGUGUUCUUCGUUUCAUCAUGGAAUCUGGUGCCAAAGGUUGUGAAGUGGUUGUUUCUGGCAAACUUCGAGCUGCACGUGCAAAAUCCAUGAAAUUCGUCGAUGGAUUAAUGAUUCACUCUGGUCAGCCGAUUCGUGAAUAUGUUGACACGGCUGUUCGACAUGUAAUGUUGAGGCAAGGGGUGUUGGGUAUUAAAGUCAAGAUCAUGUUUGCCUGGGAUCCUACUGGUAAAAUUGGCCCGAAAAAGCCUUUACCUGAUUCUGUUACCAUAGUGGAACCUAAAGAAGAAACACCGAUCACACAUCCUACCUCUGAAGACUUCCAACGACCAAUUCUCGAUGUUCCCGUACCCACAUCUCCAACCCAACAAUUGGAGUUCUCCACCGAGGAAAAAUUUGAAGAGUCAUAA
Acaulospora morrowiae is the source of this 768-nucleotide messenger RNA. The record is from the annotation of a GenBank genome assembly. NCBI's taxonomy places the organism in Eukaryota, Fungi, Glomeromycota, Glomeromycetes, Diversisporales, Acaulosporaceae.